Messenger RNA from Gregarina niphandrodes, 978 nucleotides. RefSeq lists its product as hypothetical. The annotation marks the transcript as partial. The record is from RefSeq and is a predicted model, not a curated record. NCBI's taxonomy places the organism in Eukaryota, Apicomplexa, Conoidasida, Eugregarinorida, Gregarinidae. The transcript has a single exon.
AUGAAUAGAGAGCGCACCCCAGAGCGACUUACACCGGGUCGGCCCCCGCCCGCGGAGAGGUCUCGAUCGGUGGCUGCGGCCACCCGCAAUGCGAGUCCUAGGACGCAGUCUAUUUCGAAGGCCGCGUUUUCGAGACCAUCGGCGACGCUGCGGAGAGAAUUUUCCGCUAGUAACCGAACGCGGGACUUGUCUGGUGGAGCAACCAAAGUCGCAUCCACAACUAUAAUCAGGGAGCAGUUUAGACCUGAGCAGUUCAGACCUGAGCAGUUCAGACCUGAGCAGUUCAGACCUGAGCAGUUCAGACCAGAACAGUUCAGACCAGAACAGUUCAGACCAGAACAGUUCAGACCGCUCGAGUCGUACACGUACGCGACCAGAGACGCGUACGCGAACAGAGGCAGUUACGCGAACAGAGACAGCUAUGCGAAAAACUACAACUAUGUUAACAGAGACAGCUAUGCUACCAAAGGCAGCUACGCGAAUGGAGAAAGCUACGCGACCAGAGACAGCUACGUGAACAGUCACGCGAACCACCGCGAGUGUCAGGAUAAUCCUCCUGGCCGGGAGUUGCCGAGACGGGAGUUACCGAGUCGCGAAUUCACGGCGACCCGGGAGUGGUCUAUGCGGGACACGCUGAGUCCGCGGCUGCUGAAGAAGAGCUCGGUGCGCGAUCUGACGGGUGGUGAGGCGUUGCGGGAGGGUGUGCCCCGUGAAGGCGCUAUGGCGCGAUUCAUGUCGCGCGAGCCAUCGCCGUUACGCGAUCCUUCGCCGCUACGGGACGGGAGGCGUCUCGUGCGCGAAAGCACACUUGGCGGGGUCCUGCGCGAACGUUCACCUCUGGCUCGUGGUGUGGAACGUGCGAGUGCGCGCGGAGAGACGCUCUCACGCCAUCCCGCCUUGGGCGCGCGUCGUCUGGAACUUGCGCACCAGCUCUCCGGCGCCGAGGACAUCCUGGCCGCGCCCUUAACGCCCUCCCGC